AUCGCGUGGGAGAAUGCCACGAGAUACCAGUGCCUUAUUUAUACACUCCAGUGGGCUUUUUUAUUGUUGAACUACUCGGAAUUAAUUGCGCCAUCAGUUCCGAGAGAAGUUGCAUCCGAGAGAGGAAACUGGUUUUAAAGAAGCUGCAGUAGUUUUGUCUGGAUUGAAGAGUCGAUGACUCUCGACAACUUAAAACAAUCCGCGAUACUCUCCACCUUAUUUAAAAUGGCUGACGAUAGAUUAUUAGGUGCUUCGGAGUUUAUCAAAGAUCGACUGUAUUUUGCAACCUUACGGAGCAAGCCGAAAAGCACAGCAAAUACGCAUUACUUCAGCACAGAUGAGGAGUUUGUGUACAAAAGUAACUUUUAUGCUGAUUUUUGGACCCCUUAACUUGCUAUGCGUUAUAGAUACUGCUGUAAACUCAACCAAAAACUAAAGCUGGCGAGGUGUAGUUCUCUCAUGUGUUCAUGUUUGGAUAUAUUAAGGUAAACUCCUUCGUUUACACUGACCAGAAAGAGGAUUGUGCACUACACCAGCUUUGACCAGCGCAAAAGGGCUAAUGCCGCAGUGCUGAUCGGUGCUUAUGCUGUGAUUUACCUGAAGAAAACACCAGAAGAAGCCUACAGAGCCCUGAUCUCCGGCUCCAAUGCCUCUUAUCUUCCUUUCAGGGAUGCUUCAUUUGGAAAUUGCACAUACAACCUGACGGUUCUCGACUGUUUGCAAGGCAUUAGGAAGGCCCUUCAGCAUGGAUUCCUGAACUUCGAGACUUUCGACGUUAACGAAUAUGAACAUUAUGAGCGUGUUGAGAACGGAGAUCUGAACUGGAUCACCCCAGGCAAACUUCUUGCUUUCAGUGGGCCUCAUCCCAAAAGUAAAGUAGAGAACGGUUACCCUCUACAUGCGCCUGAGGCGUAUUUCCCGUAUUUCCGCAAACACAACGUCACGACCAUAGUUCGCCUCAACAAGAAGAUCUACGAUGCCAAGCGCUUCACAGAUGCCGGUUUCGACCACUAUGACCUGUUCUUUGUGGAUGGCAGCACACCCAGUGACAUCAUCACCCGUCGCUUCCUGCACAUCUGCGAGAGCACGGGCGGAGCGGUGGCUGUGCACUGCAAAGCGGGUUUAGGUCGGACGGGCACUCUGAUUGGCUGCUACCUGAUGAAGCACUACCGUUUUACAUCUGCCGAAGCCAUUGCUUGGAUCCGCAUCUGCAGACCUGGCUCUAUUAUAGGACCCCAGCAGCAUUAUCUAGAAGAGAAGCAGGCCGGUCUCUGGGCUCAUGGCGAUCUUCACCGGUCCAAACAGCGGCAGUAUCAGGACAGAUCCGUGCCUCAGCUUAUCUCCAGCAUGGACAACCUCUCCAUCAGCACCUCCAUUUUUAAAUCCCACAGCUUGGAUCGGAUGGAGGAGAAUGAUUAUGCUGAGAACGAUCUCGGUAUGACGCAAGGAGACAAACUGCGUGCCUUAAAGGGUCGACGGCAGCCCAGGUCUGCGACCACUGGAGCCAUAAGAGUCGAGGAUGUGAAGGUGCACACCAGGUCUCCAUCUCAGCCUCUUAGCCGAAUGAAACCGCCUGCCUCCAGCCAGGGCUCCAUCUCCCCCCUCAAAUCCUCCAAAGUCCCAGCGUCGUCUUCCUCCUCUUCCUCCUCCUCCUCCGUCUCUGCCUCUGCCAAGCGAAUCGGCCGCUCUUCAUCUUCAUCCACCAACCUGAAGAGCACCAGGUUAGCCAGUUCUCUGGGCAACCUAUACGAACCAAACACCAAAAGCAUCAGCUCCGGAAAGCCGCCUUCCCCGUCCUCAUUCACACCCCAUCCCGUCCGCACUACCUACAAUUACCACUAUGAAGUCAACAACAACAACAAUCAGUAUAGCACCACCAGCUCCCCGAGCAAAAGCCUGGGCUACAACCUGAACCAUAGCGGCACGAGUGGAGCGUCUGCCAAUGCCCGGCUGUCGGCCGGUGAACAGGGGCAUCAGCGAAACCCUCCGGCGGGGCUGAGCGGCCUCUCCACCCGACACCUCAGCCGAUCCAUUCCAUCCCUUCAGUCGGAGUAUGUUCAGUACUAAAGCCGCCAUUUUCCGUUAACCCGUGACGCCUUCACUGUGACCACCAAUUCGGGGAAUGAAGCUGAAAGGAGGCGCUUUUGAGACUGGUGAACGGUCAACCUUACGAGGGCCUCUGCAGUCUGCUGCAUGCUGUUCAAUAACACAAACUUGCCUUGGCCGUCCUUUUUUUUUUUUUUUUUUUUUUUUUUUUUUUUUUCUCCAUGUAUGAACAUACAUAGAUGUCCUGAACAAUAUUUUUAGAAGAUUUUUGUACUAUUUUAUCUACAAUUCUUAUGCUCAGCAUUAAGGUUUGUUUGGUAUAUUUCUGUAUCUUUGGAUUGGGGGAUUUGCUCUGACGUAAAUAUCACGUUUGUGUCUCUCUCGAGUAUUUACCGAGUAACAUAUCAAGUGCGAGGGCUAUUUUUGAAAGGUGCAAAAUGGUUCGACAGCUAUGUGUCGCCUUCAAAGGGAUUUUUGGGCGGCAGAAGCGAUUAAAGAGUGUUGUGUUUUCUUCAUUUGGGGUCUAAGGUGGACUCGUCUCCACGCAACGGCGGACGGCUAAUGAGACCACGACUACGAUUUGCAAGCAAACUUUAUUUUUUCCUCUCUGGAAAAUGAAGGGCUUUGUUUGUUCAGCUCAGGGUGGACUCCUUUUUAUUUUACAUGUUUUUGUCAUUGUGACAUCAUAAUGUACGUUAUUAUCGAACUAAUUCAGAUCUGAGCUUUUAAAAAGCUUCAAGGGCUUUUGAAAACGCUUCAUCUUCAUGAGUGUCCUUUCACCAGCACUUCAGCACAAUAUAACAUCUCAUCAUGUACGAGUCAGUUGGUUUCAUUAGCCACAAUUUUCUGAUAUGAAUGAUAAAGCAUAUGAAGAAAUCGCUCAAUCAUGAGCUGCAACUUUCUAUUACAGCAGUGUUUCUCAACCACGUUCUACCAAAACUGCAUAUUUUGCAUGUCUCCUUUUUCUGUCAUACCUAUUACAGGUCUUUCCAUCUCUGCUGAUGAUCUGAAUCAGGUGUGUUUGAUUCAGGAGACAUGGAGAAUGUGCAGAGCUGGUGGUUUACCAGGAACGUGGUUGAGAAACACUAUUACAGUACAAGAGCUUGGGUUUUGGAGAUGAUGUGAAUUACAAAACCCUUCAUGUUAGUGCACAUAAUGAAUGUACAUUAUUACGGAAGUAAUCCGACUUUAAAUUCGGUUCAUUUAGGAUGUUUACAGUCAUGUGCAAACCAUUCAUCAAACAGUGUUUGUGUAGGUUUACCAGGAGAUUUAUGGUUAGAAAAACCUUUGGAUUAUUUAUAUACGUCACCAAAAAAAGCACAGUAGAGUCAAUUCGACUUGAAUUUAUUUCGUUUGUGAAACACAAAACAUUUUGUGCAAUUUACUGAGCUCUUUUUACAAAAUGGGACUGUUGACUUUCGGAUGUACCAUAAAAUUACUUUGUUAAUUGGGUUGUAAAGACAUUUUAUGAAAUUUUACUGCUUUAAAUUGUAAUUGCUGUGGAAUGAAUGAAGUAAUCACUAUUCCCGUCAUUUGUUUUAUAAAAUCUUUCCAUUAUUUAUUUAUUUUUUUUAUUAUCUGCUUGAUCCAAGUGUGAAAUUGGGAAAUUUAAUAGAAAUAAUAUAAAAUCUGCCUUUUUAUUAUUACUAUUUUAAAUCGCAUAAAGCCAUUUUACACCUUUGUUAUUAUAUAAUCCAAUGAAAUGCGACAAACCAGGCAAAAUGAAUAUACUUUUGGACCUCAACAGCCCUAUUAUUUUACAUUUAAAUGAAUAAAAAGCAGCUCGAACACUUUAUCUAGCGUCAUCUUUUGUGUUCCACUGAGGAAAAGAUAAGUCAUUUAUGUUUAUAUUAGGCGAGUAAAUGAUGACUGUUCAUUUUUGGGUUAAACUAACCCACAUGUAUUUGAUCAAAUACUCCAUUUUUAUGCAGUUGUAACCGAAUUGACUGUUCUGUAUCUGCAUCUUUUAGCUCAUGUAGCACUCUGUACAUUCCAGACGGUGUUAUGAAUAAGGUAUGUGUGUAUAUACGUUUUGGGAGAAUCUUAUUUGAUUGAAGUAUUCUACCUCUUUCACAUAUACAUGAUGUAAACUACUAUCUUGCUUAUGAGAAAAAUAUACAUAUAUAUAUUUUUGGAGCAGUGUGUAAAGAAAGUCUAACAAUGUUAAAGCAGUGUUUGCUUUUCACAUACUAAAUGGACAUUAAAAUACAAUGUAGUGGAUUGUACAUUACUCUCUUUUUCAAUGUAAACACGAUUUUGAAGACCAGAAUGAAAAUAAAAGACUAAUUUUGCUUUA
Messenger RNA from Danio aesculapii, 4342 nucleotides. It is a transcript of the gene cdc14ab, whose product is annotated as cell division cycle 14Ab. Gene Ontology annotation, biological process: positive regulation of cytokinesis; regulation of exit from mitosis; cilium assembly. Gene Ontology annotation, cellular component: nucleolus; spindle pole; centrosome. The record is from RefSeq and is a predicted model, not a curated record. Gene Ontology annotation, molecular function: protein serine/threonine phosphatase activity; protein tyrosine/serine/threonine phosphatase activity. Lineage: Eukaryota; Metazoa; Chordata; Actinopteri; Cypriniformes; Danionidae.